Prorocentrum cordatum is the source of this 1105-nucleotide messenger RNA. The record is from the annotation of a GenBank genome assembly. NCBI's taxonomy places the organism in Eukaryota, Dinophyceae, Prorocentrales, Prorocentraceae.
GCCUACCCGCAGCCUGGCACAAGCCCCGGGUGCUCUCUGGGCGGGCGCCAUGGGCCGCUCCGCCGCCGCUCGGCGGGCCCGCGCGGCCGGCCUCGCGCUGCUGCCGGCGGCCUGCCAAGGCCGCUACAGCUACAUGCGGUGCGGGGACGGCGUGCGCUUGUGCGGCGUGCUGGCUCUCGAGACCGGGCUCGGGCGCGGCUACUACCACCACGCGGAGCCGACCGUGCACGGGCUGUGGCCGCAGGUCCGCCCCUACGGGGACUCGCAGUGCGUGCCGCCCAGGGAGAGCACGGUCGAGCGCCGCGUCUACCCCUGCUACCGCCAGGCGGGCGCCCGCGCCCUGUGGUUCGAGGGCCACGAGUGGUCGAGUCACGGCGUGUGCGCCGGCGCAGAGAGCGACUCGGACUUCUUCGCGCAGGUCUGCGAGUUGUCGCACGAGCCCCUCCUGCUGAUGCAGCAGGCCAGGGGCGAGGGGCUGCGGGGCAUGGAGGGGGCACUGCGCGCCGCCGGCAUGCCCAUCUACAGCGUCGAGGCGUUCACCGGCCAGAUCGAACUUUCAGCGUGCGCGGGCGCGGACGGGCGCUGGAGGCUCGCGGCACCGGCAGAUUUCGAGCGCGCCUGCGGGGAGCGCGAUGGCGCCGCCCCCGAGGGCGCUUGCCUCCCCGAUCGGCGUGGGCCGCGCUGCCGCGCAGACGCAGACUGCGCAGGGGUCGGGGGCUGCCUUCGGUGCGCGCGGUCUGGGUUCUGCACCAGCCGUGCCGCUCGCCCUGGCCGCCUGGCAGCAGGGGCCGCGCGCGGGGUUCGCGUGGUGCGGGGCGCUGCUCGCGGCGGCCUGCGCCCUCGCGCUGCGGUGCCGCGGAGUGCCCCCAGCUGGCCCGACCGACGCUGGUCACGCGGAGUACGCCCUGCUGUCGUGAUGCCCCCGGCGCGGGUGCCGCGACCUGGCCAUGGUAGUAGGGUCCGGAGGGGGAGCCCUCGGGGACCCAGGGCCCGUUCCCUCGGCCAUCCCGGCGCGGGGUCGUGGCCAGAAAGCGGCGCGCCGCGCCGCUCAUCGGGCAGCCUCUUCACAGUCCGGUCGACGUCGAUUGAUCCAGCAGUGGCUUAA